UCAUAAAAUUUAUUUUUUAAAUAAUUAUAAAAGUGCUUUUGUAUUUAUUGUAAGUAGAAUAAGACAUUAUAGUUAGCAGCACUGUUGCGAAUACACCCUUCCACGUGUAUUUUGUUCUCUUCUGAAGUAUUGCAAGGUAGUUCUUAUCAGAAUGGCGAAACCAAUAUUUUUCAUAACCGGAAAUGCAAAUAAACUGGAGGAAUUUAUGGCUAUUAUGGGAAAGGAUUUUCCACGAGAAAUUCAAUGCAGGAAGCUCGACCUUCCGGAAUUUCAAGGAGAUAUGGCGGACAUUUGCAACAACAAAUGUCGGGCAGCAGUAAAUAUAGUGAAAGGUCCUGCUAUUGUUGAAGACACAUGUUUAUGCUUCAAUGCAAUGAAAGGAUUACCUGGACCUUAUAUCAAAUGGUUCGUAGAUAAAAUAGGACCCGGAGGACUGUACCGAAUGCUCCAAGGUUGGGAAGACAAAUCUGCGGAAGCGAUUUGCACUUUUGCCUAUUGCGACGGACGACCGGAAGAUCCGGUUUUAAUGUUUCACGGUUCAACCCAAGGAACCAUCGUGAGUCCUCGAGGACCACGAAUUUUUGGUUGGGAUGCAUGUUUCCAGCCUUUAGGCAUUGAUAAAACCUAUGCAGAAUUACCGAAAAAUAUGAAGAAUCAAAUUUCACACCGUAACAAAGCGCUAGAGAAACUAAAAUGUUAUCUUUUGAAAGAUCUUCAACUUUAAAUAAGAAACAUUAUUGUUUUUGAAAGUACUAUAUUCAUUUAAGUUUAUGAUUUCUAUAAGUAUUUAAAAUAUGUAUUUUGAAGUUACUAGCAUUGAGAAAUAUAUUUUAGUUCUUUUUCUUUCAGUAUUGUUUACUAUUUCUAUACAAAUAUGUAUUUGCAAAUAAAUAUAUGAAUGAUUGUA
Molecule: messenger RNA, 907 nt
Organism: Bombus pascuorum
Lineage: Eukaryota; Metazoa; Arthropoda; Insecta; Hymenoptera; Apidae
Product: inosine triphosphate pyrophosphatase
Exons: 2
Coding region: 152-724 (190 amino acids)
Biological process (GO): nucleoside triphosphate catabolic process
Cellular component (GO): cytoplasm
Molecular function (GO): nucleoside triphosphate diphosphatase activity
Source: RefSeq, a predicted model, not a curated record